AUGUUUUUGAAUGUUUCUAAACAUGUUUAUGUUUUUGAAUGUUUCUCUAAACGUUAUGAAUGUUUCUCAAAUCAAGUCCCUGAACAGUGCAAUAAUCGUAGAGAAGACGGGUGUGGAGGGUUCGGUUCAUGUCUUUAUUGCGAUGCCUGUCAAACACUCGAAACAAACAAAGAACUUAAAGCACAACUUUUACUAGAUGGAAAGCCUUUAAGUUGUGGGGAAGGAGUUAAACCUGGGAUAUAUGAAAAUAUGGAAUUAGCUUUCUGUCUCCCAAAUGCUGAUGAAAUGUUGAAAAGUCAGGGAUUGACUAAAGAAACAUUUAAGAGUUUAAUACAAUCUGAGGAUGGAGGAAACAAUGUUCAUUCACUUGGUGUUUUUGCUACAAUUUAUGUUUUUGAUAGGUAA
This is a messenger RNA of Meloidogyne enterolobii, 405 nucleotides long. Lineage: Eukaryota; Metazoa; Nematoda; Chromadorea; Rhabditida; Meloidogynidae. The record is from the annotation of a GenBank genome assembly.